Messenger RNA from Panicum virgatum (switchgrass), 1403 nucleotides. Its product is annotated as probable aldo-keto reductase 1. The record is from RefSeq and is a predicted model, not a curated record. The transcript has 6 exons. NCBI's taxonomy places the organism in Eukaryota, Viridiplantae, Streptophyta, Magnoliopsida, Poales, Poaceae. Gene Ontology annotation, cellular component: cytoplasm. The coding region runs from base 189 to 1178 and encodes 329 amino acids.
CUGACUCCGUGCUUCUCCAGCGGCAGCGAGGCCAUGGACCGACCAAGCUUCCCAGGUUCCUCGCGCCAAGCUCGGCACCCAGGGAUUGGAGGUGACUAAACUCCUCCAUCGUCCCCUCUGGAGCCUACUGCUUCAUUCCAUCCCGGCGCAUUACGCGACUGGAUCGACAGACGACGCGGUGCUGGUUGAUGCAGGUGUCGAAGCAGGGGCUCGGGUGCUUGGGGCUGACCGGCGCUUACAACCUCCCGCUCGACGACGAUGCCGGGGCCGCUGUGGUCGCGCACGCCUUCCGCCGAGGCGUCACCUUCUUCGACACCUCCGACUACUACGGGCCCCUCAGCAACGAGAUACUCCUCGGCAAGGCUCUGAAGCAGCUGCCGCGGGAGCAGGUGCAGCUGGCCACAAAGUUCGGGCUGCGGCGGGAGGAUGCCGGCGGCGCGUGGGGCGUCUGCGGCCGGCCGGAGUACGUGCGCGCCUGCUGCGAGGCCAGCCUGCGCCGCCUCGGCCUCGACUACAUCGACCUCUACUACCAGCACCGCGUGGACACCACCGUCCCCAUCGAGGACACGGUUGGUGAGCUCAAGAAACUAGUGGAGGAGGGGAAGAUCAGGUACAUAGGGCUGUCAGAGGCGAGCCCCGACACGAUUAGGCGCGCGCACGCCGUGCACCCCAUCUCCGCGGUGCAGAUGGAGUGGUCUCUCUGGUCUCGCGACAUAGAACCUGAGAUUGUGCCUCUAUGCAGAGAAUUGGGCAUUGGAAUUGUUGCUUACAGUCCGAUUGGUCGCGGGUUUUUCGGUGGAAGAGGCGUGAAAGAAGAAGUGCCUGCUGUGUCUAAUCUGCUGGGGUAUCCAAGGUUUUUGGCAGAAAAUCUAGAGAAGAACAAACAAAUCUUUCUCAAGACAGAAAGCCUUGCCAAGAAGCAUCAGUGCAGCUCUGCUCAGCUAGCUUUAGCCUGGGUUCUGCAUCAAGGGGAUGAUGUGGUUCCCAUACCAGGGACAACGAAGAUAAAAAAUCUGGAAGCGAACAUUGACGCUUUGAAGGUGAAGUUCACGGGUGAGGAGCUCAAAGGAAUCGCCAGCCAGAUACGCCAAGAAGAUGUGGCUGGAGAUAGGCCACACACUUCCUUUACACAUACUACCUGGUCAACCUGGAAGUAUGCUGAUACACCAAGGAAAUAGAGCUUCCAAAGCCAUGCAAUAGCAAUAGCUUCGAGCCCCUCAUGAAGGAUGAAUCAAUCAACAAGUUAUUACCCGUAGCAGACGAUCCCUACAUGCUUGCACAAUAGCAAAUCUUAUUAGCCAGUGCUAACUGCUAAAAUCAUGUGGCUGAUGUAUCUUUGGAAUACUCGGUGGCAAACGAUGAACUAUCCAAUAAUAAUAAAGACGUUGUUCCGUCAGGUCCGU